AUGACUGAUUUUAUGAACCUGACAGAGAGCACGACAUAUUUCGGAUUCGACGACGUCAGUGGAACAGAUUACAAUAACAGUAGUGAUGAAGGAGGAGGAGGUGGUGGGGAUGGGGAUGGUGGUUAUGGAGGUAAACCUAUGAUCUGGGUAAUUCUUGAAGCCCUUAUUGGCUUCCUUGGCGUUUUAGGAAAUGGACUCGUACUUUUUGUUUUCUUCAAGGACAAGUCUCUUCGGAAUCUCAUCAACUCGUUCAUUAUCAAUCAAUCCAUCAUCGAUUUCACCACGUCUUUUGUAUUCUUGCUGAUCUGUUUCCUGCCGAAGAUUACGUUAGACCCAACCAGCUUGGCGAACCUCAUCUUCUGUCAAAUCUGGGCCUCUGAGUACGUCCUCUGGGCCCUUUUUAUUUCAUCGAGUCUCAAUCUCGUCAGCAUCACGCUCGACCGGUACUGUGCCAUCAUCUACCCGGCGAAAUACCGCAGUUCUGCCAAGAAGCUAAAACGGCGGAUCAAGUUGAUUUCGGUAGUGACCUGGUCUUCCGGUUUCGUCCUCGACUGCUACUGGCCCGCCAUCCAUGUCAUCCAUCCUAUCUAUGGCUGCAUUCCGGGUUGGCCCAACAAGAUCAUGCAGGGAGUAAUCGGCGUGUUCAUCUUUUUCAUAACAUAUGCUGGCCCUCUGGGUGUGAUGGGGUUCAGCUAUAUCCGCAUCUUGUCCAAACUGCGGAAGCCAAUCGGUCAACCUGCUCCGACAGUGUCUUCUAAAUCCACAAAUUCAAAUACAUGCGAUAGAGCCAUGCAUCCACCGAAAAGGGGCAGGUCGGAGAGAAGCGAACGGGCCUCUCGUAAUGUCAUCAAGACGAUGCUUACAGUUUCUCUUACCUACGCCAUCUGCUGGGCUCCUAUCGCCUUCAACUACUUGGUCUACAACCUCGGUGGGCCCUUGGACUUUCAGGGAAUCUGGUACGCCGUAACGAAAAUUUUUGUGUACGCUAACUUAUGCGCGAAUCCCUUCAUCUACACGAUGCAGUAUCAACAGUUUCAAAAAGGAUUCGAGAGGGCGUUCAAGGUGAAGAUAUUCAAAGGUUUGCCGGACAGUACUGAUCCUACCAAGACGCAACCAAGUGUCGCUUCUGAUGAUCGUCAAGCUGAUGUCUCUGUAUAG
This is a messenger RNA of Lytechinus variegatus (green sea urchin), 1158 nucleotides long. RefSeq names its product galanin receptor 2b-like. Bases 1 to 1158 code for a protein of 385 amino acids. Gene Ontology annotation, molecular function: G protein-coupled receptor activity. Gene Ontology annotation, cellular component: membrane. The transcript has a single exon. The record is from RefSeq and is a predicted model, not a curated record. NCBI's taxonomy places the organism in Eukaryota, Metazoa, Echinodermata, Echinoidea, Temnopleuroida, Toxopneustidae. Gene Ontology annotation, biological process: G protein-coupled receptor signaling pathway.